ACGUUCUCUGCUUCUUCUGAUGAUGCAGCUGCUACUAUUGCGGCGCUGUUCGAUGCCGUUUGAAUGCUUUGGCUUUCACUUCUCAUUGGUUGAAAUCGCAUGGUCCGUGAGAUCUACCAAUAGGAAGUCAGGAAUCGUCGAGACAGCAUGCUAAUAAAUCCGGUGACUGAACAGCGCCGGCGUGCGAGGCCGCCCGCGUGUGCGCGCUGUGGACUUUGGAGUUUGGGGAUUUUGUGCAUGUUGGUGGUGUUUGAGUUGAAUGGUUAAAAUCAGUUGUUUGUGAGGGCUGAGCAGCUCGAUCACAAUGGAAGAGGAACCGGCUACGACGGACGAGCUGUCGGCGCAGGCCUCGUUCGAGCACGACCUUCUGUCCAGGCUGCAGGAGUGCCUGUCUACCAGGAAAAAACACGUGGUCUACUCGAAAGUCAUCAUUAAAUGGGAGGAGGUGGCGUUCGACGGCCACUCGGCCGAGGAGUGUCACAAGUGCUGGCUCAACAUCCAGUCUCGGCUGCGACUGCAGCGCACCAUCGGAGAGCUGAUUGACGACGCGCAGGCGGCGCGCUGGGACCCCAGCCGGCUGCGCAAGGCCAUCAUGGUCCAGCGGAGUAAGGAAGGCGCACCAAAACGUCCUGGGAACGCGUACUAUUUCUUCACAAAGAAGAUGCGCCCCAAGCUAGCGAAGAAGUAUCCUGGACUUGGAUUGACGGAGAUGAGUUCAAAGCUAUCGCAGCGGUACGCGUCCUUGUCGGCCGAGAAGAAGCAGGUGUUCGCUGAUCAGGCGGCUGAGGCUUUGGCUCAAUACAAGAAAGAGCUAAAAGAGUUCGAACGAAACCAUCCCGAGCUGACCCUAGAGAGUGCCGACGGGCCCAAGAGGCCGCCACGCGCCCUAGAGCUGUUCAUUCGUGCGCGAGCCGCCCAUUUGCCGCGGGCUGAAGCGCUAGCGGCGUAUAGAGCGCUUCCCGCCGAGGAACGAAAGGCCUACAGCGUCGAGGCGGAUCAGCUGCACGAACAAUAUGUGGCAGAAGCCCAGGCGUACAAGGAACAGUACCCCGGCUGGGAAAUUCCCGCCUCCGCUCGACGGAAGCCCGCCAAGAAGCGACAGCCGCGAAACGCCUUCAAUGUGUUUGUACAAGAGACUUACCCGACGGUGGACCCGUCGCUGUCCAACGCCAAGCGUCUCAGGAUCUGCUCCGAGAUGUGGCACGAGGCGGACGCCAAAACGAAGGCACGCUGCCAGAAAAUGGCGGAGGAGGAGCGAGAGGAUUAUCUGGAGUACGUCAACUCGCUGCCCGAGGAGGAACAGGCUGACGUUCGAGCCAAAAUGGCUCCGCGGGCCAAGACAACGGCACGCUCGAGGAUGAUAAAGAAAUUGGCUGGCCGCGUGAAGAGGCUCAGCGCCAGGACCCUGUUUAUGAGGGAGAAGAUGCCGUCAGAAACGGACGGUAUGCUGAGCCAGGAAGAGUGGCGGAGGAUCCUGGCUCGGAAGUUCAAGCAGCUGAGCGAUGCAGACAAGGAGGAGUACGCACAGAGAGCCAGAGCUUUGACAAAAGAGGCGCGGGAAAAGGCUAUCACCGAGCUGAUUGAACAGGGCGAGGAGCUAGCUGAGCACAACGCAGGGGGAGAAGAGGAAGAAGAGGAGGGACAAGAGGAGGAGGAUGAGGAGACACCGAUAGCAGCCACACCACCCAAGUCGAAGCGGCCGCGGGUACCUGCCACCAGCAACCAGAACGGUGACACCCCCAGAACGGUGAUACCCCUAGAGAACGGGCCGACAUCCAACGGGCUGCCGGAGUCGCCCGAGAUUGGACGGAAGAAGGAAAAGCGAAGCAUGACUUCAGAAGACUACUCCACAGAAGGCUACUCCACAGCCGAGGACGGCAGCCCGAAGAAGAAAAAGAAGAAAAAGAAAAAGGAGGAAGCUGAACAAACUCCUGCCCAGAGUGUUCCGGAGGAAGAAACUCCGGCGCAGAGUGUUCCGGAGGAAGAAACUCCUGCUCAGAGUGUUCCGGAGGAAGAAACUCCUGCGCAGAGUGUUCCGGAGGAAAUAGAUAGCAACGCCGUCUUCGAGUGGUUUGUGGAGAACUACCGACCGGCGUCUAUGGAGACCCUGAAGCCGCACAAGCAGAGGAAAAAGGCGAAAAAGGCCUGGAACGAGCUGACGGACCACCAGCGGCGGGUGACUGUGCGCAAAUACAGGAAGCAGCUGCUGGCGGGACAACUCUAGAGUCGGCCGCAGCGCAGGCACAAUGCCACAGCACAGCUCAGACGUCUAGAUCCGGUCUGGCUGCCAUGACUCAGAGUCGCUGUGGGAUCGGAGUCACAGCCCUAACAGAGUCGCAGUGGGGUCAGACUCAUAGACUCAGUCACUGUGGGAUCGGAGUCACAGCCUCAUCAGAGUAGCGGUGGGGUCCGAUCGACCCAGCCACAGUGUCUGUGUGGUAAUUUGACAUGCUCUCCGCCUGGGAUACCCGGUCGGAGUGAGGUGCCGGGAUAUCAAAUGACAAACUUUGGUGAGCGAUGAUCCGGCCGUGUCAGCCCCGGCGGAUGGACGAAUUUGUUGAUGUAGUUUGGAGGGCUGAAUGGUGAUUGGUCUGGGCUGAGCGGUGGCGUCUGCCCUGUCAUGGGUUGCCUUGAACGUGUGACAUGCCUUGGGACUGUCAUGAUGGGUCUCAUCAACUUGGCACCUUCUAGGCUGCGUGCCUGGGUCAGACAGCUUGACCCCACUGCCAUUGGGAAGGGCGAGUUGGGCCCCGACAGGCCCUAACUGCUAGGGCCUGUAGUCUGCACGGUGACAUAGCGCUCAUCGCGGUCAUUGAUUCGUGUGCUAUCACCGUCAUCAGGCGUUGUCGAGUUUUCAGUCGUGUGCGUCGUCAUCCACAGCCUUAGGGGACAUGCAGGUUGCAGGGGUCACCCCCCAUUAGGGGACUGACGGUGUCGUGCGUCAAUUUGUGAAGUUUGUGCAAAAUGAGCGUUUGCGUGGACCAAGCGGCAUUCUGAACUGGGAAGUGGCUCGUUCUGUUUGGGAGAGAUGAGGGAGCGAACGUUCUGAUGAGUGAGUUUUAGUGGGUGAUGUUCGGCCGGCACCUGUUCGUGUUGGAUGGUGCGUGCUCCUGGCCUGGUGUUUGGAUGACUUGUUUGGGCGAUAGAUAUAAGGUUUGUGUCGGGGCGUUCGCUCGCGGAACCUGUACUGUUGAGCGAUGAGCGCGACUGUUUUCAUAUCGCAGACGGAGUAAAACUGUUGGAUUUUCUGGCGUGAUCGACUAUGCCGCGUUGUGCUUUUUGGAAUACAAAACGGUUGAAGAAGAAA
Messenger RNA from Amphibalanus amphitrite, 3307 nucleotides. RefSeq names its product nucleolar transcription factor 1-B-like. NCBI's taxonomy places the organism in Eukaryota, Metazoa, Arthropoda, Thecostraca, Balanomorpha, Balanidae. Bases 305 to 2224 code for a protein of 639 amino acids. The record is from RefSeq and is a predicted model, not a curated record. The transcript has 9 exons.